Molecule: messenger RNA, 4162 nt
Organism: Thamnophis sirtalis
Lineage: Eukaryota; Metazoa; Chordata; Lepidosauria; Squamata; Natricidae
Source: RefSeq, a predicted model, not a curated record
AGGGCAGCUCUUGUGCCCGGCUGCCAAGAUGGUGGAGUCCUCGGGCAGCAGCUCCAGCCGAGUGGGGCAGAGGAAGAGGCCGCACCAGCAGUCCCCGCCUGCUGAAGAGGAGAUGAAGAAGGAGCAAGGGGCUCCCCUCCGAGCAGGGCAGGCAAGGGGGCGCAGGCUCUGGGCCCUCCUCCGGAGGGGCUUCCGCCGGGCUGUGGAAAAGAUGAAGAACGAGGAGAUGAAGACCCUCCACCUGAGCCAUGGGCUGCAGCACCAGUGCCGCAUCGUCCUGCCCAGCCCCGUACGCCAUGUGACCCACGACCUGCAGAGAAGGGCCUUCGUGGUGCUGGACGCGGCCAACACGCUGCACCUCUUGACGGAGGACGGCUGCUGCAGGGAGAGCGUGAAGGGCCUGGCCCCCAUGACGGGCAUCCUCUAUGCCUCCCACGUCAACCAGUUUGUGGCCUGGUUCACGGGAGGCCUGCAGGUCCUGGACUCCAACUUCCAGCUGCUCUCGCAGGUGCCCUCCUCCCUGCCCAUCCGCUGUGGCAUCUACAGCAAGCAGCUGAACAGGAUCGUGACUGCCGGAGACGGGAACCUGACCCUCUGGAGCUUCCGCUAUGGCUCCCGCAGCCUCCAGUGCCGAGCCAGCGUGAGCACCGGCCUGGGGCCCACUGACCUCUUUGUCCGCCUCGCCCUGGACACCGGCAGCCUCAGCGAGCCCCACCGCUGCUUUGCCUCUUGUGCCACCGGUGUGGCCACCUUUGACAUCUCCAGGGGGAGUCUCCUGGCCUUCAGCACGAAGCUUCAUAGCAGAGAGAUCACAGACCUUGCGUAUUGUGAAGCCAUUGGCUGCGUCAUCACAGCCUCACGGGACACCACCAUCAAGGUGUGGAACAAGGAGUGGCACAUUCAGAUCGUCUUUGUGGGGCACACCGCUCCAGUCGUUGCUGUGAGCAUCUACCCCCGCCGCCCCCUCAUCUUCUCUGCCUCCCAAGAUGGGACCAUCCGCACCUGGAACCUCAACACCAUUGACCAGGUAGACCAGGUCCACGUCUCGGAGCCCGUGGAGUCCCUGGACACCCACACCAGUUCUCACGUCUUCUCCAUCUCGGGCUGCACCCUCAACCUCUGGAAAAUCAACCAGCUCUACUCGCUCUACACCGCGCUGGGCUCGCCCGUCAAGCGGCUCAGCUGCAUCGACCUGAGCCUUCUGGGCAACUUCCCUGCCCGCAUCCUCUGCCUCUGCCGGGACUCCACGGUGCAGCUGCUGGAGGCCCAGAGUGGCGCCCCCGUGUCCAUCCUCUCCUUGGACCAGUAUUCCCCGGCUCGGGACGUGGCCUACUGCUUGCCCCGGGAGACGCUCUUUGUGCUGCUGGAGCAAGGCCAGGUGCUGCGCGUCAACGCUGCCACCAGCCCCAUGACGGUGAAGCGGUCCUUCAGCAGCAGCUUCUGGGACUCCAAGCCCUGCUGCAUCCUGCUCUACAGCCACGUGGUGGAAGCGGAGAAGGUGCAGGCCACGUGGCUGGAAGUGAUCCAGAACCAGGGCUACCGGAAGAACUGGCAGAAAUCCACCAUCAACAUGCAGGACAGAAACAGAUUCCUGCCAAUUCUGGGGCACAAAAACGGUUCCCUGAGCGUCAUAGAUUGGUUCUCGGGCCGAGUGCAGUACACCGUGGAGGCGCAUAACCCUGAGCGGGUGACAGCACUGGCUGAGUACACCACACAGAUAUGCGUCUUGUCAGCAGGAGCUGACCUAACGGUGAAGAUGUGGCGCCUCUUCCCCUACACGGAGGAGAGCCUCCUCCUCCUCCUGUGCAUCUCCUGCGCCUCCCCUGCGUGGCACAUGUGCUUCCUGGGAGAGACCCUGGCGGUGGCCUUCCAGGACCCCGAAACGGUCACUUACAGCAUCGUCCACUACAAUCUGAUGGAGCAGACGCGCUCCGAGCACGGACCCGAGGAUGACGCCCAGGAUGACAUCACCGGACUCUGCUGCUGCCCAAACCUCCAGCUCUUUGCCUCGUCCAGCCGGGAUGGGUCGGUGAAGAUCUGGGACCACAAGAACAAGCUGAUCCGGCACCUGAAGCUGAACACCAUCCCGGAGAGCCUGGCCUUCGCUAACCACAAGGGGGACCUGCUGGUGGGCCUGGAGCAGCACCUGUACCUCAUCCCCCACACCCAGUACCUGCCCAGCUACUACCAGAUGCAGCUGCUGUGGGCAAAGUUCCUGGAGCCCCUCCAGGACGUCUCGCUGCCCAUGAGCCCCUCCACCUUUGAGGCCCUGGUGCAAGAGAACGACCGCCGCUUGAGGCAGGAGCUGCCGGUGGAGAAGUCCGAGUCCAGCGUGUCCAGCACCUUCCAGGUGCCCCUGAAGGAGUCCAAGGAGGUCAGGGAGGCCCGGCUCAAGCAAGAGGGCAUUGCGCAGGUGGCGGAGAGGAACCGGGACCUGCAGCUGCUGCAGGAGGGGAAGCUCAGCCGGGCCAAGAGAGGACCCCUCUCCAAAGAGAUGCAGGAGGAAGCCUUCAGGCGCUACCUGGGCUUCUUUUACAAGGAGCAGCUCAACCUGCAGAUCCCUGAAGAGGAUCCUUUCGAUGCCGAUGAAGUGCUGGAAUCCCUGGCCCAGAUGGAUCCUCUCUCUGCCCUCCGCGGACCCGCCAUCUCCCGCAUGUUCCUGGGAGGAUUCACAAAGCCCCGGAGUCUCGAAAUGGGCAGCUCCCUCUUUGUCGAUAUCAGCCCCUCCCUGCGUUGCACCUCUUCUCUGGCAGUUCCUGGCUCCCUUCAGGUGAAGAGGAAGAAGGUGGAAAUCUGCGCUGGCCCCUCCUCUGCCCAGAUGCAGGAGACGCCCCCCCUGGGGAAGGCUGGAGCAGCCCCCACGCAGGAAGCCCCCGAGGCCCUCCGGCCCCUGUCAGUGGGAGGCAGCAGGCAAGGCUUCCAGCCCAGGCAGAGAGGCCCCGAGGAGGAGGAGGCGGCCAUGCCUGCAGAGCGCUUGAGCCCGGUCAAAACGUUGGGAUCUCUGGUCUCGGUUACCUCAGAAACCCCCUCGGUCCCCAGCCCCACCAGGCACUUUAAGAGUGAAAAGGAGCUCAAGAGCCUUCAGCUGCCCAAAAUAUCCUCGGGCUUCAUCCCCAACUCCGUGGUCGUCCAGCAGCUUCACACCGCAGACCUGCUGGAGGGGGAGAAGCUGGUGAAGGUGAUUGGACCCCAGAAGGUGUCCCAGAGCUCCUCCAAGGCCAGUUCAGUGUGGACGUUUGAGGAGGACGAAGUGUCCGAGGAAGAACCGUGGCUGGUGGGCCAGGAGAGCUCCUCCAAGUCCUGGAUCAGGCCAGCCAAGGAAGAUGCCCCCUCCACAAAGCAGAGCCUGCCUGGGGUUUUCCUGACUCAGCUGGACGAGUCCCAGUACGCAGAGCCACAGGAGGCCUUGCCGGCAUUUGUGCUGCCCUUUGUGGGCCAAGAGUGGUUCCAGAACCUUUUCCCAGAGGGUGUCCGCCCUGAGAUGCCCUUGCACGCCUUGGUGAGGAAGCUGCAGCAGUCGCUGGUCACCUCCGACUUCCACAUCAAGACGGAAGUGCUGGGCGCCAUCACCUACCUGGAGGACCAGCUGGAGGACAAAGCGAAGAGGUGGAUCCAGUACACCCUCUUUGAAGUGCUGAAUCAGGAGGGCAACACCCCCUCUCUGCAGGAAAAGAGCCAGGAGCAGUUCAUCCUGGCCGCCCUGCGCGUCCUCCUGGACCUGGACAAAGACAGCCUGGACUUGAUGGUGGAGCUGAUGUGCUGCUACUUGUUGGCUGCUCCGUACGCCCGGGCAGUCUUCAAGCGCAUGUUCCAGGAGUUGGGGCUUCAGGACCCCCACAACUUUUUCUUCAAGGAGAUGAACUCCUGGAUGGUGGAGAUGGGGGACCCCAAAGAGGCUGUCCGGAAACUCAGCCGCGAGUGGCUGGAGGAGAAGAUCAGGAUUUUCAAGGAACACAGAACUCGCCAGUGGGAAGAAGAGGCCGUCUCUGGGAAGCAGCUUCCCCUGGACACCAGCCACAAGAUCCAGGGAAGGAAGAGGCUGGAGAAGAGCCACAAGAAACCCAGGAAGCAGGCUGGAAAGCUGGCCAAGGCUGCCCACAAGUCACACCACACUCCUAGAGCCCCUCAAACCUUGGGUCACUUCCGAUCUGGACUACUGUGA